AGUUGACUUAACUCUUCAGCUUGGCAACUUACAUUUUACAUCUCUAAACUUCAAAGCGCUACUACAGUGGGAUCCUGUAUCUGAAAAAUCGGCUGUCUACUAUGUACAAUACAAAGUGUAUGGAGAACCAUGGGAAAAUAAAACAGACUGUUAUGGAAUACAACAAAAUUGGUGCAAUAUGACUUCAGAAAUGUCAAGUCCUGAGCACCAAUGUGAAAUGAACUUUGCUAGAGUGAAAGUGACGGCAGGAAAUUAUUCCUCACCCUGGAAAAACAGUGGGAGUUUUCAUCCAUUCCAUGACUCAACUAUUGGACCACCGACUGUGACUCUAUCACACUCAUUCAACUCUAUAACAGUAAACAUGAGUCUUCCUCAAACUAUAGUCCACAGCAAGUGCUUAACAGAAAGGAACAAGAAGAAAAUCCAGUUCAUCAUAACUGUUUCACACUUGGCAGAGGUGCCUGAAACAUAUUAUACAAAGGAAAAAGUAUGGAAUAUAUCAAAUUUAAGCCCUGGUUCAACACACUGCAUAAGUGUUGAAAUAGAAUUAUGGCAUAAGAAGAAAAGAAGCAUGGCAAGCCCCACACAUUGUGUGAAUCUAGAAAAAAAAACAGCCAAAGAAAUCAUCAUAGGAUUACUAGCAGCAGCAGUGGUGAUAGUGAUGGCAUUCUCCAUAAUAAUAAUCUACUUAACAUUGUACAAAUUUGUGCUACAUCCCAAAGCUCAUCUUCCUUCCAACUUGGUUUUAAAGGGAACGGAUUCACACUCAAAUGAACGUGAAUGGGAAGAAAAUGGUUUCGUACCUUUGACCUUUGAGCGCACGGAAUUAAUUAGGUACAUUCAUGAGACCAAAGAAAGCAACAUGGAAAGUCCCCAAUACAAACGAUAUGUCUCAAAUGAACCACGGAUAAAGAAGUAUGUUAAUUGCAGACAGAAGGCUGAAAACCUCCAUGAUGUUCUUCAAAGCAAGACUGUAGAACUGGUGAACCCAACAUAUACAACAAAAAUGUUCAAAAGCUGCCAUAUUCAAGAAGAGCACACAGAUGUUUAUUUCGCUGAACAGUACAUAUGUAAACAAAUGGGAAGUCUAGACCAGAACAUAGGCACACUUCAUUAUUUAAAUAUCCCUAAUAACCAAAGGUAUGUUGAUGAUAACAUUGUGUUUGAUGAAUGUUGCAUGGAUACAAUCCAUCUGUACAUUAAUAAGGACGACUCUUGCCACAUGAACAAAGACUUUCAGAGCCACAAUAAUUAUUUCAAUCAGUAG
Messenger RNA from Spea bombifrons (plains spadefoot toad), 1267 nucleotides. Its product is annotated as interleukin-20 receptor subunit alpha-like. Lineage: Eukaryota; Metazoa; Chordata; Amphibia; Anura; Pelobatidae. The transcript has 6 exons. The record is from RefSeq and is a predicted model, not a curated record. The coding region runs from base 179 to 1267 and encodes 362 amino acids. Gene Ontology annotation, molecular function: protein binding.